Molecule: messenger RNA, 922 nt
Organism: Strongylocentrotus purpuratus (purple sea urchin)
Lineage: Eukaryota; Metazoa; Echinodermata; Echinoidea; Camarodonta; Strongylocentrotidae
Exons: 2
Coding region: 147-677 (176 amino acids)
Source: RefSeq, a predicted model, not a curated record
UGCAGGAAACAUUACAAAAUACACGCUCAUCAUGGACAAGUUCCGUCUUUCAAACCUGCAAACAGUCUUGUGGAUUAAUCAACGAACCACUUUUUCUCUUUGCUCUCCCGAAUCCUUUCUUGGUAUAUUACACCAUUUAUGCAUGGAUGCUAUUUCUAGUGCCCCAUGCUGAACACCUGAACAUUCCUCCUUCCAAAGCAAUCUUCCUCUCCACAAUCGGCGGCAUAGGUGGCAUCAUCGGACAGACCAUCUUCAUUAUCCUCGUCAGCAAAGGCAUCAAUGCAUUUGUCUUGUACAUCGCUAUAGGUGUGAUCUGCACGCGAUCAUUUCUGUUAGACUCCAUCAGUUCUGCUUAUGUGGUGCGUGCUUCCUUCGCUUUUGUCCAAGGGUUCUCCUUCUUCGUCGAUGAUGCUAUCAUGUCCAGUCUGUGCAAGGAUGCAGUCUUUGACGAAAGGAAUUUUAAUAUGGCCCAGGCUCUCUGUAAUUUCAUGGGAGGAUUAGGGGUGACAUGUGCAGGAACGUUCACAGGUUAUGUGUUUGAUGUCAUCCAUUCGUUCACGAAGGUGUUUAUCAUCAUCGGCUUCAUCCACGCCGCCAUGGUCGUUCAUAUCUUCAUCGUAGCGGUCCUCAUCAAGAGACGACGACGACAAGAUGUCAGCUUUCAUUUCGACCACUGAGGGCUAUUGGGAUGGGGCAGACCGCUCUUUUGAAAUGUUUCAGGGAGGUGCCCGUUAAUAUAUAUAUAUAUCUUUUAAUUCUAACCUCCCAUGAGGAUGUUUUAUAUUCACCGCUUCGCUUCGAGGUAUAAUUAAAUACAUUAUUUAACCAAAACAGAAACAGAAAAACAUAGUUUGACUAUCUCACGAAAAUGAAAGAAGAACAAAAAAAUAUACAUAGAAAAAUAAAAAAAAAUAAAUGUCGU